This is a messenger RNA of Aspergillus saccharolyticus JOP 1030-1, 6189 nucleotides long. RefSeq names its product AP-1 complex accessory protein LAA1. Gene Ontology annotation, cellular component: Golgi apparatus; endocytic vesicle; membrane. The coding region runs from base 1 to 6189 and encodes 2062 amino acids. Lineage: Eukaryota; Fungi; Ascomycota; Eurotiomycetes; Eurotiales; Aspergillaceae. The transcript is spliced from 6 exons. The record is from RefSeq and is a predicted model, not a curated record. Gene Ontology annotation, biological process: intracellular protein localization; endocytosis; retrograde transport, endosome to Golgi.
AUGUCUGCAUCUGAGAACGUUACGUCUACUUCCGCCGCCGAUAAUGCGGCUCCCCGUGCGGAGCUCGACAUCAGCAAGCUUCAUGCGCUUCCCUCCGAACAACAGGACCUCUACCUCCUCACCUUUACCUCCGACCUAGUUCAACACUUAUCAGGAUUGGAUCAGGCGCAGGUCUCAUCGCAGCAGAAAUUCCUGAAAAAAGAAUUGUUCAAGAUUUUGACGCUUUCUUCGCCAACAAUCACGCGGGUCAUUCGCAAUAACCUGGGACGCUGCUUCGGUGCUAUCUUCAGGAAAGGUGAUCGCGGGGUACUCUUUGAAACAGUAAAUGACCUGCUAGGAAUUUUGAAUGCAAGCAAAAAUGAUGCCGAGCUCAAGACCAAAUUCGCUGCAGCCCACUGUUUGGGAGAAGUGUUCGCGGUCGCGGGGGAGAGUGUCUUUGCCCAAGGCGGCGUUGUUGUGUCAAGCUUACUGAAGCUCCUCAAAGCCUCGAGCAACCAUACAGGAUGCCGUGGGUCAGUGUUUUCCGUUCUGCGAAAAGUGGUAGUUGGCUCUGGGGUCCCGGUCGACGAAACUACAGCACGAGACAUCUGGAAGCAGGCCCGCAAUGCCGCAACCGGGGAUAAAUCGACCUUCGUUCAGGUCCACGCAUGCCGUUGCCUCGAGCAACUCGUGAACACAACUCCAUACUUCAAUAAUACGAACGACUUCGAUCACCUGAAGGCCGUGGUGUGGAAGGCGGUUGACAGUCCUGUCGCUCCCGUCAGGCACGCAGCUGCAGCCUGUCUCGCUCGUGCACUAGCCAAAUUGCAUGCUUCAGAUACCCGGAUCACGUCUGUGCCGAAGCCUAAAAAAGCAAAAAGAUUGUCAAGGAAACCGACAGCGAAGCCGACAGAAGAUGAUGAGGAGGCAGAGAUUUCCGAGUCGUCAACCACCAAGAAACCGGAAACUCGUCUGUUUUUCCUUCUCCCAGACCUCCUUCGCCAACUCUCCACGCAGUACCUAAAAAGCACGACUUCGAAUCGAGCUCGCGCUGGUAUCGCCGUAUGCUACAAGCACGUUUUGCGAAUCCUCGGCGACAAGAUAAUAGAAGACCGUUAUAGCCAGAUUGCGACUCAUCUUUUGUUCGACCUUUUGAACCAUCCCACAGUGACAUAUAAUCGGUUCCGAAUGUUGAUGACGAGAAAGUUUGUCAAAAGCAUUCUGGAGGAUACAGUCGGGCGCGAAUCGCUUCGGGAGACCAGUCAGCUCAACGCGGCCAAAUGGUUGAUCAAUGAUGUCCUCAAGGAUUAUCCUCAGGUGGUUCAAGAACGGCGCGAGCCAAGCAAGCAUUCUUUGACGAGCACUUUGAGCGCACUGUCUUCCCUGAUUCAAUGCCUUGGGUCCGCAUUUGCGACUCUCGCUGAGCCUUGCCGCGAGGCUCUGCUCCAGGUCCUGUCUCACCCCAGCUAUACUGUUCAAAUUCACGCAGCGCACUGUUUACGCAAUUUUGUCCUUGCCUGUCCGCACCAAUUACUGUCUUGUGUCACUAUUUGCCUGAAUACCUUGAACAGAGAAGUCAGUCAACUGGGCACUCCUCGGCAGUCGCCACGUCGUUGUGUGGGGUACGCUAAUGGUCUCUCGGCCAUGCUAAGUACAUCUCGACUACAACCUCUAUAUGGGUCUGUCGAUGUAUUCUCCCGUGUAUUUACUCAAGCAACCGACCUCUUGAAAACAAGCAGCAAUUCUGAGCUACGUGCCGCAUGUACGCAGAUACAGGUUGCUUGGAUCCUGAUUGGUGGUCUAAUGCCACUCGGUCCAAGCUUGGUGAAAAUACAUCUGUCGCAAUUGAUGCUGCUUUGGAAAAAUGCGCUUCCAAUCCACCUGAGCAAGGAAAACUCUGCUCAGCGUGGAGUAUUGGAGACGAGCUUUCUUGCCCAUGUCAGGGAAUGUGCUCUGGGCGCAUUGCUGGUCUUCAUGGAGUUUAAUAGCAAGUUAAUCACAGCGGACGGAGCGAAGAGAAUAGCAGGAAUGCUUCAGAAUACAGUUGAAUUUCUCGAAGACCUCCCGCGGCAAAAGGCUGUAAAUGAAUCAUCGCAGCGUCUCCACCCUUCAUUGCAGUUGCACGAUAUCGAAACGAUGGUCCGACGACGUGUUCUGCAGUGUUUCUCCAAGCUACUUCAUGUCCACCCUUUGAGCCGUGGCGAUGUUAUCUCUCAAUCUAGCCUCUUGAGUCUGGCAAUUUCGUCCUUUGCAGACCCCGAUGCUGCCCAGGCGGGUCCUCUAGAAAGCUCAAUUGCUGCCUCGACUGCACAAUUCGACACUCUGUGGGAUCUCUGCGAUAACUACGGAUUCGGAGUCACGGGAAUCACCCGUGACUAUGUUCGCGCGGCGCUCACUGGCAAGAACGAGAAUGACAAUGGACCAGCAUGGUCUGCUGUUGACUCGGCGGAUCAAAGUAUCGAUGAUGCCUUGACUUUCCCUAUAUUUCAAGCAAGCGAGCACGAUUCAGUUCUGCUAUAUGCUUCAAGGCAAGGCGACUGUCUUUUGGCUGAUCCGCACGCAACCGGUGUUGUGAAUGCGGCAAUCGAGCUUUUCUCAGUUGCAAUCUCAUUACACGGGCCCAAGGUACAAGAAAGCAGUGUAGAACAGAUUGCCACAUACCUUGUAUCGCCAGGGCUUCAGCGGAACCCUGGCCGCAAGGCUGCUAUGAAUGUUAAUGUUGCCGUGGCGCUUCUCCAUGCCCUCAAGGUAUCGGCCAAGGGAAUCGGUCCCGGUGCCGGGAAACUCAAUCCUGCUACUGAUAAAGUCCUGCAAGAGCUCGUCCAGAAAUUUGUCACUGAUCCUGAUCUAAUUGUCCGCACGAUCGGCGCCGAAGCGCUCGGACGGCUCUGCGAGAGCUUUGGCAACACGUUCACAAAUACACAGGUCAAUUGGCUUGUGGAUACGAUCGUCGAAAAUAGAGAACCUAAUGCCCGUGCUGGCUGCGCUACUGCUUUAGGUUGUAUCCAUUCUCAAGUCGGUGGUAUGGCAGCUGGUCUGCAUCUUAAGACCAUCGUUGGUGUUUUAAUGUCUUUAUGUAACGAUCAUCACCCUUUAGUCCACUUCUGGGCUCUUGGUGGUCUAGAACGAGUCGCGAACUCUGCGGGAUUGACCUUCUCGCCCUUCGUCUCCAGUUCUCUUGGAAUGCUCGCUCAGCUGUACAACGCAGAUACUCACAACGAAGAGGCAGCAGCCCUGGCUACAUCCAAUAUCGAGAUGUCCUUCCUCACUCCUGUCCUGAUCAGUCGCUGCGUGGACUCGCUAAUCAAUGUGCUCGGACCUGACCUUCAGGACAUUGCAAAGACAAGGAACCUUAUUCUCACCCUGCUCAGGCAAUUCCAACUGGAGGACAAUUCGGCUCUGGUCACAGAGAGCUCAAAGUGCUUGGAUCACUUGUCACUGUAUGCGCCGGCAUAUGUCGACUUUUCUGGAUAUGUUAAACGAUUGCAGGUCGAGCUCUCUGCCGAUAAUCCUCUGAUGAGAGACGUGGCUAUCCGAGGCCUUAGUAACCUAAUGAAGAGAGACGCUGCUUCUGUUAUUCGCACCGCUACCCCGGCUCUUGAAGAGGACAUCUGGCUUGCAUUUGACGAUACACCUGAUAAUCCGAUUUUGAAGGGUAUGAUCCAGGACUGGAUGCAGCAGACAGCGCUUGAAGAGACAGAGCUCUGGAUUCAACGCUGCCACAAUACCUUGACCAAGACGCGCUUCAAAGCGGAGGAGCCGCCUCUUACAUCAGCGGUGAAACCCUCUGCUAACGACAUGCCGGACGACGAGGUUGCAGGAUUUGCAUCCGCUAUUGCAGGGGCCGGACAGUCAGAUGGAACAAAUGACACAGUAUCCGGGCAGGAACUAUUGAAAUGGCAGACUCGGAAUUUCGUUAUGAGUUGCCUGAGUGAGCUCUUAUGUUUCGUACAGGAAGCUAUCCUGCCGGAUCAGGUGAUCCCCGCGGAACUUGCUUUACAACAGAAGGUCGGAGAUAUUGUCCGCAUGGCGUUUUCAGCUUCCACAGCAAACGUAAUAGAGCUUCGCAUCUGGGGUCUAAAGAUCAUCGACCAAGUGCUGAGGAUGUUUGGCAAAACUCCAGACCCGGACUUUACUGAGGCGUCUCUUCUUGAGCAGUACCAGGCCCAGAUCGGAUCGGCUCUUACCCCGGCGUUUGCUGCAGACUCAUCUGCAGAGCUGGCGUCCGAGGCCAUUAAUGUCUCAGCGACAUUCAUUGCCACGGGUAUUGUGACGAAUGUUGAGAGGAUGGGCAGGAUUCUCAAGCUUCUAGUCCUUGGCCUCGAAAAUUUCUCCAAUAAUCUGGACACCACCGAAAUCGGGGAAUUGAAGGGCCUCAACUCCAACGCCAGAGUUAUGGUCAAGAUGGCCUUGUAUUCCGCCUGGGCACGGCUUCAGAUCGCUAGCAUCGAGCAAGAGUAUCUGAACGAGGUUGUGCAGCCAUACCUUACUAAGCUCACGCCGUUGUGGCUCUCCUCUCUUCAGGAGUACGCACGCCUGAGAUUUGAGCCCGAUAUCUCUGGAAGUUUGGGUACCGGGCCACUGGGCGGCGAUUUGGACGAAGUGUACGCUGCGUUGAACCGGGAGACACUAUUGAAGUUCUACCAAGACUCGUGGUUAAAUCUUGUCGAUGCAAUUGCUGGGCUAGUCGAGAGGGACAUAGAUUUCGUUUUUGACGCCUUAGACGGCAAGUCCGAGCUCGAGAAAUCGAAGCCGGAUGAAGAAGAACAAGCUGCGUCUAAAGAAGAAGUGGGAAGCAAAGGUCACGACAUUAACUAUCGCGACGAGCCGGUUGCUUUCUUCUUCGUCCUCUUCGGGCUUGCAUUCGAGGCUUUGGUCGACCAGUCGACUACUCCGUCACAAAGACUGGAGAUUCUCCAGGCACUCAAGCGAAUCCUACGACCGGUGAUUUCGGGCAAUGCGAUCUAUCAGGACGCUAUCUUCUCGGAGACUAUGGACUCGUUGGAUCGGCUCGCUUUGACGGAGGGCACUCCUAUUCAAAAUGUGAUUGUGGAAAUCGCACGCAACCUCUCCCUAGACCAUCCGUCGGCCAAGGGAGGCGAGGAUCGAGACGACCAUCUAUCCGACGACAUCGAACAGCUUUUCGAGUUGACGAGGAGCAUCAUUCUUGUCCUUGCGGGAUUGCUACCCAACCUGCGCGAAUCCGCGCCCCUUGCGCGUUUCGGCGUGGGAUCAGAAGAUGCCUUGUCCCUCAUCCGGCUCUCGCUCUCGUCCCUUGUCAAUGUUGCCUCAAUAUUCCCAUCGAUUAUCCGCAACGAUCUCAACGCAUGCAUCUUACACAUUUUCAGUACAAUCUUAGCUACGGGCUUGUGUCAGGCCGAAGUCGUUCCCCAGGCCCUGCCAACAUUCAAGCAUUUCAUCAGCAGCGUUAGCAAUAGUCCAGACAUUGGCCCGGAAGACCCGGAGAACGUUGCCGUCGUCUCUCGCCAGUUACGCGGCUGCCUCACUCGCUUCCUCACGACGCUGACCCUUGCCCAACGGCGAGAGUCCGAGUCCUCACUGCCGUGCGCUAAGAACACUCUUUUGGCCAUCGCCAUCCUUCUCACCACCGGCGGCCACCUUAUCCCACCCCAAGACCCGGUCGUCCCUCGCGUCUUAGACGAACUGCUAGACUGCCUCCAGGAUGUUGGCCUCGCCAACGUUGCCGCAGGCUGCAUCCGGUCCAUCCUUCUAACCUCUACGCCCAAAUCUACUACCAGCGAGGCCAUUGCCCGAUACCUCACUCCGCGCCUCAUUGCGUUCUACGUCGGUUGCCCCAGGGAGAACGGCGACAUAGCCAAUGACCCGGAGAACUCCAAGACCGUCAUCGCGCGCACUCUCGUCUCUUGCGUCACGAAUGCCGUCUUCUCCGCGGACGCGACGCCGACCGCCAUGUCGCUCGUCAUGUCCACGCUGCUCUCCCGCGCCGAACGCGAGGGCACCGCCGUCUACACAGAGACCUCCGCCCACCUCCUCGAGCUUGCGAAAGCCAACCAAGUCAUCUUUCGCGCCCUGGUGGCCACCAUGCAACCCGCGCAGAAGUCGAUGCUGGAGGACAUUCUGCGCAGUAGCGACGCGAACUCCGGAGCAAACAAACAGGCCCGGGAUCGCGCGGACUCGGACCACGAGCAGCAGAGCAUGCCCAGUAUUGCACUGCGGAUGGACUUUUGA